Messenger RNA from Bombina bombina (fire-bellied toad), 4063 nucleotides. RefSeq names its product WD repeat domain 59 (gene WDR59). The coding region runs from base 12 to 2969 and encodes 985 amino acids. NCBI's taxonomy places the organism in Eukaryota, Metazoa, Chordata, Amphibia, Anura, Bombinatoridae. The transcript has 27 exons. The record is from RefSeq and is a predicted model, not a curated record. Gene Ontology annotation, molecular function: protein binding.
GGAAGGGAAAUAUGGCGGCUCACUGGAGCAGCGAGAAUGUGGUAGUGGAGUUUCGGGACUCGCAGGCAACUGCUAUGUCAGUGGACUGCCAAGGACAGCUUGCUGUACUCUCAGGGCGCCGCUUCUUGUACAUAGUGAAUUUGGAGACCCCCACAGAAGGGCACCGGAAGAUCUCCCGGCAGAGCAAGUGGGACAUUGGUACAGUGCAGUGGAAUCCACAUGAAAGUUCUGCUCACUUUUUUGCUGCUUCAAGUAAUCAACGUGUAGAUUUGUACCAGUGGAGGGACGGCACUGGCGAUAUUGGCUCCUCCUUGCAGGGACACACUAGAGUCAUCAGUGAUCUGGACUGGUCACUAUUUGAGCCAGAUGUCCUAGUAACCAGCUCCAUUGACACAUAUAUCUAUAUUUGGGAUAUUAAGGACACAAGGAAACCAGCUGUGUCUUUGUCUGCAGUAGCUGGAGCAUCUCAAGUAAAAUGGAAUAAAAAGAACUCCAAUUGCCUAGCAACAAGCCAUGAUGGAGAUGUUAGAAUUUGGGAUCGACGGAAGCCCAGCACUGCUGUGGAGUACAUCGCUGCCCACCUGUACAAAAUCCAUGGGUUGGACUGGCACCCAGAUAAUGAGUACAUAUUGGCUACUUCCAGUCAAGAUAACUCUGUAAAGUUUUGGGAUUCGCGGCAGCCUCGCAAGUGUCUUAACGCUCUUGCUUGCCAGGUUCCAGUAUGGAAAGCACGCUAUACGCCUUUUAGCAAUGGUCUGGUGACAGUGAUGGUCCCUCAGCUGCGACGGGAGAACAGCCUUCUGCUGUGGAAUGUGUAUGAUAUGCAUAAUCCUGUACAUAUCUUCGUAGGACAUGAUGAUGUUGUGCUGGAGUUUCAGUGGAGGAAACAAAAGGAAGGGUUGAAAGACUAUCAGCUGGUGACCUGGUCACGGGAUCAGACUCUGCGCAUGUGGCGGGUGGACGCCCAACUGCAGAGGCUAUGUGCUAAUGACAUCGUUGAGCCAGUUGAUGAUCUGAUGGAUGGGCUGUCCUUGAUCCCUGAACAAGAAAAGUCCCUACAACCCCAGGAGCAAAUUCCUGGACCAUCAGAAGAAGAAACUGCUUUUGUUGAGGAGUCGCCUCCUACACCAAUUAUUGUUGGAAACUCUGAGCAGCCAGGACUUCCCCAGACCCUGCAGCAAGAAUUUUCUUUAAUUAAUGUCCAUAUACGCAAUGUUAACAUUGAGAUGGAUGCUAUGAACCGAAGCUGCACGGUUACUGUGCACUGCAGAAAUCACAGGGUGAGGAUGCUGGUCAUGUUUCCUGUUCAGUAUCCCAACAAUGCAGCUCCUUCUUUCCAGUUCGUCACUCCCACAACUAUAUCUUCUGCCAUGAAAGCAAAGCUUCUGAAGAUUCUAAAAGAUACAUCUCUUCAGAAAGUAAAACGCAACCAGAGCUGCCUAGAGCCUUGUCUGCGGCAGUUGGUGUCCUGCUUGGAAAGCUUUGUGAACCAGGAAUCUAGCCCUUCAAGCAGCCCCUAUAAUUUACAGAGUCCUGUAACACCUCCAUUGCCCACCUUUGCCAGGGUCACCAAUGCCUAUGGGUCAUACCAGGAUGCCAACAUCCCAUUUCCUCGAACAUCUGGAGCUCGUUUUUGUGGUGCAGGUUAUCUAGUGUAUUUUACAAGACCUAUGACCAUGCAUCGCGCUGUCUCCCCCACAGAACCCACACCAAGAUCACUCUCAGCACUCUCGGCCUAUCACAGUGGCGUGAUAGCACCAAUGAAAAUUCGCACUGAGGGGCAAGGUAACCUGCGUCUGUACAGUGGGAGCCCCACACGCAGCGAGAAGGAGCAAGUCUCCAUUAGCUCAUUUUAUUACAAGGAAAGGACGUCCCCACUGUCUGCUCGCCGGCGCUGGUCCAUCCAAGUGAUUAACGACUUCCCGAAAUCUCGGAGAUGGAAAUCAAAGCGUGAGACAAGUGACUCAAACUCACGUCCUAUCAAGGCUGCUGGGAAAGUGAUUAUUCAAGAUAUCUCUUGUCUCUUGGCUGUGCACAAGACUCUAGGAGAGAUGUACAUACUGAACUGUGGUGAUCUUCAGGAGAUGUGUCAGAAGAACGCAGCAGCUGCUUUAAGUGUGGGGCGCAGAGAUCUAGUACAGGUUUGGGCGUUGGCAGCUGCUGCUAAUGACAUGUGCUUGAACCCCAAGUAUGAUCCAGAUGUUGAGAUUCCCUGGGCACAUCACCCUUUUGGUCGCCAGCUGCUGGAAUCCCUACUGGCCCAUUACUGCCAACUGCAUGAUGUUCAGACACUGGCCAUGCUGUGCAGUGUUUUUGAUACCCAGUCACAUACCCAUGGAGGCAGCCAGGCAGCCUACCCACAAUUCCCUUCUCGUUCUUCACACUGCCGAUAUCCCAGCUUCACCUCUUCUGGUUCUGGCUCCAGCAUAUCUGAUAUUGGAUUCAGCAACAACGGCUGGAACAUUGGCCUUCAAGAUGGUGAUCACGGAGCUCCAUGGGCAGAAGUAUCACCUGAUGAUUAUAGAUAUGGUGCCAUGACUUAUGUGGAUCCUCGGGAACGUGAGAGAGAGCAACAUGACAAGAACAAAAGAUUGCUGGACCCAGCAAAUGCUCAGCAAUUUGAUGACUUUAAGAAGUGUUAUGGAGAAAUCUUGUACCGCUGGGGUUUGCAGGAGAAACGUGCUGAAGUACUUAAAUUUGUGUCCUGCCCACCUGAACCACAUCGAGGAAUAGAGUUUGGUGUCUACUGCAGCCACUGCCGAAGUGAAGUGCGUGGCACACAAUGUGCCAUCUGUAAGGGUUUCACCUUCCAAUGUGCCAUUUGCCACGUAGCAGUCCGCGGCUCUUCUAAUUUCUGCCUGAGUUGUGGCCACGGAGGACACACAGCACAUAUGCUGGAAUGGUUCAGUACACAGGAAGUCUGUCCAACAGGUUGUGGUUGUCACUGUCUUCUGGAGAGCACCUUCUGAUGGAAUACUUCAGUAUGGCACAAUACAGAUUUGGUUAUAGUUUACUAUGGCCCAUAUAGUAAGGGCUCUCUAUGUUCUGGAUAUUCUCUUCUAACAGGAAAUUAGUGUUCUAUUAAACUCAUAUUGGGUGAACUGAGUAACUACACAUUGAAACUGAGAAUACUCAUUUUGGAUUUCCCUGAGGAUGCCUCUUUGCUGUUGCAGAAUGUUCUAUAUUUACCUCAUGAUCAGAUGGAGGUUUCAUACUGCAUUUGUAAGACUCAGAAAGGAUGAGCAGAAGAUCCCGCCUCCCAUGUAUGGAAGAAUUUUAUAGUAAAUAAGCAACAGAAAACCACAAAUUACCAAAAUAUUGUGUUCAUCUAUUCAGUACAGUCUAAAGGACUACAUUAGAGAAGGUGAUUUUUCCAUUUUCUCUCCUGUAAUGAUAUACACUUUACAUAUUUAUUUUCAACCACAUUUUACCUAUAUGUAUAUAUAAGACUAUGGCAGAGGCAGGAACUUUGCCAUGUUGCAUUUUGUAAGUGUCCUAGUGCCUGUUGCAAAUGCUGUAACCCCAGGUACUAAAAUAUUAACUUGAUAUAAAAAUCAAAUGACCAUGGUCUUUAAGAUUGCACAGCAGAUCUGGGCUGUCAAAUGCAGAAAUUUGUGAAAAUAGUUUUCUGUUAAUAUGCAAAGUUUUGUCUGGUUGUAGUAGCUAUAAUUUUAUCAUUAAUAAUUUCCUCUGUUACUACCUCUUUCUGUCCCACCUUGCCUGUCACAUGCUCUUUAAUGAUGGUUUAUAAAUAAUAUGGAGCAUGGAAACAAAAGGUCCUGACAUUGUGAAUGGGCCACAGGCCCCUGGCUACAAAGGCUCAUGUAAUACUCUAAGAAUAUGUUGCUGCCAGGCUGUAUAGUUUUUAUACUUACAAUGAAGGAUACUGCUUGUUGGGGGCUAUAAUAAUAUGGCAUGCAGAUAGAUGUGACAAACUAGAAAUUAAAUCACUUUGUGCGCUCACCAAAUGCAUUUUUUUCUGCCCCUGAGUAUUCUGUGUCUGUGGUAUACAGAGUACUUGUGUGAAUAUUAAAAUAUUAAUAAAAGAAUUUAUUAAAAUAAA